Messenger RNA from [Torrubiella] hemipterigena, 4603 nucleotides. Lineage: Eukaryota; Fungi; Ascomycota; Sordariomycetes; Hypocreales; Clavicipitaceae. The record is from the annotation of a GenBank genome assembly.
CCCCCACAUUGAACUCCGCCUCGAACAUCACCAGCUUCUCACAUCCGUUGGCCGCGAAUAUUCCGCAUUGCAAGGCGACGCACGGCGUCUUUUGUUUCAACUAAAUCCGAUAAUUUAUUCGAUAUACGAGACUGCAUCAACGCCACUGCUGCUUCGUCUACCGCCUUAGCUUCCUUCCUCUCCGUCAUGGCCGACGACAACGACAACUUCUCCAACGUGUCUUGGAGCGAGCCACCCGAGCCAGAAAACAUGCAAGCAUACACCUCAGACGACGACUUCAAGCCUACAAUAUCUGCUGGUGCCGAGGUAGGCGGCCACAGCGCUGCUACCGGUGGCCACGCCAUGGGCGAAGAGCAGCUCGACUGCACCGUUGGCACACCCAUCAAGGAGAAUGACGGCACAAAGGACGCAUUCAUCUCCUAUCUAGUCACCACAAAAUCCUCCUUCUCAUCCUUCCAAAAAGGCACCACCACAGUUCGCCGCCGCUUCACAGACUUUGUCUUUCUCUAUAAGCAACUCCAGCGCGAGUUCCCCGCCGCCGCUGUGCCGCCUCUCCCCGACAAACUGCGCAUGGAAUAUGUCCGCGGCGACCGCUUUGGACCCGACUUCACAUCCCGCCGAGCCAACUCGCUACAGCGCUUCCUCGUCCGCCUCUCCCUGCACCCGGUACUGCGCCGCGCCCCGAUCCUCCACCAUUUCCUCGAGAGCAAUGACUGGAACGCCACUGUGCGCAGCAGAAACAACAGAGCCAGCGUCGCGGGUGACCCCAGCUCGGCCGGUGGCGCAAGCGGCGUCUUUGAUAACUUUGCCGAUACCUUUAUCAACGCCUUUACCAAGGUCAACAAGCCCGAUCGCCGCUUCAUCGAGGUUAAGGACAAGAGCGACAGGCUAGACGAAGAUCUAGCACACAUUGAAAAAGUGGUAGCCCGCGUGGCCCGCAGAGAAGGUGACUUGGAAGUAGACAUGCGCGAUCUGGCCGAGCAGUUCCAGAAGCUGGUGGCCCUCGAGCCUGGCGUUGAGCCUGCCGUGCACGGGUUUGCAGCAUCGAUAGAGGACACGGCCCAACACAUCCACCAGCUCAAAGACAUUACAGAUCACGACUACCUCGGAUCGCUACGCGAUAUGCAGGCCUACUCGCUGUCUGUCAAGCACCUGCUACGCGCCCGCGAGCAGAAGCAGCUCGACUUUGAGCAGCUGACAGAGUACCUCAACAAAUCUACAAUAGAGCGUGAUCAGCUGCAGUCGGGCCACCAGUCAUCAGGCCCGGGGGGCUUUCUGCGCAGUAAGCUCGAAGACGUCCGUGGCGUGGACCACGAGCAGGCGCGGCGUGAGCGAACGCGAAAGUUGGAGCUGCGUGUCGACGAACUAACCCACGAGGUGGAGCUGGCCAGACGGACGAGUGAGAUGUUUAACGAAGAGGUUGUUCGUGAAGUCGCCGACUUUGAGCGCAUCAAGCGCCUGGAAAUGAAGGCCCAGUUGCAGGGUCUAGCGGAUGCCCACGUCGACUUUUACGAUAAGGUGGCAGACGUUUGGACUGGCUACAUUAACGAAAUGGAAAGCAAGUAGACUGUCGUGUCAUAUGCCGUUACAGUUAUCAACAUCAUUCCGGGAACCCCAGAGUUUGUUCUUCUUUAGCCACAUAUUUUAUACAUCCGAUACGAAGGCCCCAUCUGGCGCAGCUUUUGUUUACAUUGCAUGGAUAUUAUUAUAAUCAAGUACAACGUUUUGCUGCCUUACCAUUUGCGUCUUUGUACCGCUAAUACUAUUGCUAUUGCUGUGGCAGUUAUUGAUCAUGGCGGUUUGACACUGAUAUGGUACUGGAUAGCUGGCAGGACUAUGAAAAGGACCUGACUCUCUCUUUUUGAAUGCAUAAAAGUCUAAUUAAACAGAGGCUCCAAUGAAUACUCCUAGUUAAUCAAAAGCAGCUCCACCGUGCAACUACCAUGAACUACGAAAGACGAAAAAAAAAAGCAAGCGUCUCCUAGAAAUAAUAAAACACUUAGCGGCGCAGUGGGACAACUUCUCUGUCAGACUCAUCGUCGCUAUCGCCGCCAAUGACGUGCUGCUGCUGGUGCUGGUCGGCGUCUCUCUCGCCAGGGAUGCCCGCCAACUUCUCGGCGGAGCGGUCUCUAUACGCAUCGUACUCAUCGUCAUCAUCUUCUUCAUCAUCGCUACCGUCCGCAAACGCAUCGUACAGUUCGCCACCACGCGUCCUCUUGUUGCCGGCACCCUUUUCGGCGCCGCUGAGACCCUCGCCCUCUUCCUCGUCAAUAAGCUCAAAGUCGUAGUUGUUGCGCGAUUCGCGGAGGCGGCGGCGGCGCGCAAGGUAAAAGUACACGGCGAGGCCGGUGCAGAAGGCGCCAAUCAGACCAAUGGCGCCGUAGAUCCAGAUCUGAGCCUUCUUCGAGGCACCAAAGGUAGGGAGCCACGAGACCCACGAUGAUGCAGGCUUGUUAGCAGUCUCAUGCUCCGUGGGCUUGGUCGGGCGUUCUGGGUGGUCGCUGGGGACGCUGCUGCCUUCCACAGCAUCCGGGCCUGUGGCCUGGGGAGGCAGGUUAGUUACGGCGGCAGUAGUGGUGACGACGGGAAUAUCCUUGUCGUGGUCCUCGUCAUCCUUGUCUGUGGGCAUUGGCAAAAGAGUUGCUUUGCUGGCAUCGAUGGACUCGCCCCAAAGCUUCAGGUGCCAGUCUACGAAUUUGCCAGUUUUGCCGUUGGCAACUGUGUCGCGAACAAUAAUAGUCCAUUUGCCAACACCACGCUCUCCCCAAUGAACGACACUCAUAAAGGUCCAGUCUUCGUAUCCAGCCUUGUACUCGUCAUUCUUACGAGCGGUGGCGAUGUGGCUAAUGAUGUUGUCAGGGCUGAUCAAAUCGACGCUGAGAUCACCACGGCGUGUGUGUUCCACGUUCAUUGUCACUGUGACGUGCUCGAGUCGGGCCAGGUUAGCCUCCUUGAGCAUAUCUUCAGUGACCUCAAAAGUGGCAACAAGGCCAUCCUUGCCCUCGGGGAUAUCUUUGCGCACAUGCAGCCAAGGGGAAAAGUACCAUGCCUGCGGUUUGACCUUGGCCCAGGUUUUGGCAAGUUGGACGAUGCUGUAUGAGUCAACCUUGCCGUAGCCAUAAGUGUGAGAAAAGUGUUUGCCAAUGGCUGUCUUUUGCCAUUCAGCAUCCUUGUCCUGCACUUUGACGGCGGUCUCAAGAGCAAGGUACUGCAUAUCACGCCAGGUAAGAUCCGGACGAACUUCCAUGACCAAUGCAAAGAUACCAGCAGCAAGCGGUGCAGCGGCUGAUGUACCGCCGUGGUUGCUCGCGCAGUUGUUUUCUCCCACAUCUGUCGUGUGCUAUUGAGAUAUUAGUAUAGAAGAUUGCAGAUCUGAUCUUGGUAAACAUACAAUAGUAUCGCCAGCUCCACUGCUAUACGUCACAACGAGCUGUGCAGAGCAUAGUUCUGAGUAGUAUGGGUGAUUGCCGGCGCGAUCGACGGCACCGACAGUAAUGCUGUAAAUGGAAUUUGUGUACCCAUCAAAGUUGCAGUUGUCGUCAGAGGCAGCGCCAUUGCCACUGGCAAACACAUAUACGGAUCCAAGGCCACCACGGCCCUUUUGAAUGCCGGUGAGCAUGGCACGUCUGAUGAGCAAGCCGGGGGCUUCCAUAGAUCGGCCAUCGUCAGGGGGUCCCCAGGAGCAGGAGUAAAUUUGGUUCUUGUCAUACUUGUAAAUCAUGGCAGCCGCUUCAUCCAUAUCGCUGAUGGGCUUGCUGAGGAUACGAAUACCGGCGAUUUUCGAAUUGUAUGCCACACCAAUACCGCAAAUCUCAUUCUUGACGGCGGAAACCUCUCCAGCACAACGGGUGCCGUGCGUGUCAGCAGCGAGCUCAGGGGCCGGUUCGGGGUCGUUAUCGUUGAAGUCCCAAGAGCCUUCGGCAAAGUAGUUGUCUUUCAGAUCUUUGGAGUGCAUGUCGAGACCGUCGUCCACAAUGGCAACAGUGGCGUUUUUUCCGGUAACGCCUUCGAGCCAGACAUUUGUGACGUUGACGUCGUGGCCAAUCUGAACGGUAUUGUAUAGAUGCCAUUGGUCGUGAAAGAUUGGGUCCGCAAUGCCAAGGGUAGCCAUGAGCUUCUUCUGGUUCUUCGCUGCCCACACCUUCGGAUCUUCCUGUCGGGGAUAGUAGCCGUUGGGGGGUGGAGGAAUCUCGCGUUUUGCCAUCAUGCGGGCUUGCUGCUUCUGGGAGAUGCGAACGCCAUCCAGGACAUCAUAGCCGCCAACACUGCGUUUUGUCCGUCUUCGCUCGUGGAGUUGUCGUCGUACGACGUCAUGGUCGUGCUUUGUGGUGCUGAAGAUGUGGUGGUCGUCGAGUGUGCUCAGCUGGCCCUCGUGCCUCAUCCCGAUACGGGACGCUACGCCAUCGGGGUGCGUAUUCUGGUCAAGAUGGAGGACAUAGUAAUCGUUGUUGUCGUAGUCGCGGUGUAUGUGAGCAGUCGACAAGGUUGCCAGGCCAAGGAGGCCAAGGAGAGUGGCCUUCAUGGUGUGACCUGGACGGACGGUCAAGAAGGCGAGUGCGAAUGUGUAUGUACAAUGGGAUCAAAACUUCUAUAUGGUCGUCGC